This is a messenger RNA of Fomitiporia mediterranea MF3/22, 795 nucleotides long. RefSeq names its product polysaccharide lyase family 14 protein. Lineage: Eukaryota; Fungi; Basidiomycota; Agaricomycetes; Hymenochaetales; Hymenochaetaceae. The record is from RefSeq and is a predicted model, not a curated record. The transcript is spliced from 3 exons. The annotation marks the transcript as partial.
UUCUCUGAUCUCGACUCCUUCAAAAUCGCACAUUUUGCUUGUGGAGAGCAUAACUUACGCAUCACCAAAGGAAUCCCUCCAGAUGCGUUCGACGAGUCCCUUGCAAUUGAUUUACCAGGCAUUGAUGAGGAUAUGGAGGCUUUAUACAGUAACCAUUUUUCGAACGCCUCUUCGGCACUACAGCUAUUCUAUCCGGAGAACUCAAUCAAUCCCGCAAACUGGCCCCAGGGCGGCGCUGAUUUCUAUGCGACACCGCUUCCACUUGCCGACGCUUCCAAUGUCACUCUGGAGUACAGUGUCUUCUUCCCAAAAGGGUUCGAUUGGGUGCAAGGUGGGAAGUUACCCGGGUUGUAUGGUGGACAUAUGACUUGUUCCGGUGGAGACGACGCUUCGUUGUGUUUUAGUACACGCCUGAUGUGGAGAGCGGGAGGGUCUGGAGAACUAUACCUGUACGCCCCGAAAGACAGGCAGACGUAUGCACUCUGUCAUGCUCCGCCACAGUCUGUUUGCAAUGCGGAGUACGGACUUUCUGUCGGGCGAGGCUCUUUUAAAUUCACUCCAGGUGCCUGGACAAGUGUACGUCAGACGGUCACUCUGAAUACGCCUGGAAAGCAAGACGGAACUUUCCUACUUGAGGUGAAUGGUAAGACUGUGAUGGACCGCCAUGACGUUUACUACCGCGACGAAGCACCAUCACCCACUUCCACUUUCUUUGGAGGGAAUUCUAAAGACUUUGCGACUCCGAAAGACCAGUACACCUGGUUCAAGGACUUUGCCAUUACUAUUAAUGCAUAA